ACAUCAUGGAGAAUACAGUUGUCCUCAAUAUCAGUGGAACAAAAUUUGAAGUAUCUGUAAAUACCUUUAAUAAUAUGAUGUCCACCGAAAGUGAUGCAAAAUUGAAGCUAGACAUCUUGAAAGAAAAUAACCCAUCAUGCUAUUUCUUAGAAAGAAACUUUGAAGUAUUUACCGCAGUUCUCAGUUAUUUUCAAGGAAAUGGUCUUCAUGUUCCUGCAUUGACUUGCAUCGCUGAAUUCAAAAAGGAAUUAGACUUUUGGGGAAUCGAUCCUCAAGAAAUAGAGCCUUGUUGUUAUAGCAAAUACAUCGGUUUUUUCGACGACCAGAAAGCACUUACAAUCCUUACAGAUGACCAAACGGAGCGUAUCACCGAACGCACAGAGCUACAGCGCCGUGUUAAAGCAACAGGCUGGCUCUCCAUUCAGGCUAAAGUGUGGUCUGUUUUAGAAGAACCAUCAUUUAACAUGUUUGCAAAGGGAUAUUUCUACAUAAGUGCGUUCUUUGUCAUCGUGUCCAUUGCAGCCUUAGUAUGUGGAACCCAUCCAACAUUCAUGCGAUCACUUCGUGAAUCUGAGUGGGAAGAGUUCUUUGGAGAAGAAUACCCACAAUAUUCAGGACACUUUGAUUCGAGUGGAUCAUCAACUAAUACAACGCUUAUUCCAUUGCCAACACACGCUAAAGCACCACUUGAUUUCCUGUCAUAUCUCGAUUUUAUUACCACUGCUUUCUUUUCUGUGGAAUUUAUCCUUCGAUUUAUAUUUUGCCCAAACAAAAAAAAGUUUAUAUCAUCGUUCCUUAAUCUAGUAGAUAUAUUUUCUCUCUGUGUCAUGUAUUCUAAAUACAUUGUAGAAGCUAUCAACCCGAGAGAAAAAUACACAGCAACUGUUUUCGAUAUUGUGCACUGCUUUCAGAUUGUUCGGGUAUUCCGUUUAUUCCGUUUGGUGAAAAACUUCAUCGGAUUCCGUGUAUUAUUAUACGCGUUGAAAGCCAGUACCUGGGAAGUACUUUUGAUGUCGCUGUUUCUUGUUGUGGCCAUGCUGAUGUUCUCAGCAUUCGUUUUCUUUUCGGGGGAUACGGCUUUCACUAGCAUCCCAGACGCUUUCUGGUGGGCAAUUGUUACUAUGACAACUGUCGGAUACGGCGAUAUGUAUCCCACGCAACCUCUUUCAAAAACCAUCGGAGCGGUCUGUGCUGUCACAGGAGUAUGUCUCCUAGCGAUUAUCAUCCCAAUCUUUGUCAACAAUUUUCUUUUAUUUUAUUCUUACUCCAAAGUUUGGGGAAGCAAAGACAAUGCAAAUACGAAUAAAGGGGGUACGAAGAAAAAUAACAUCAUUUCUUCGAAGUCAAAGGUUUCUCCUGACUGUUGAUUUUGCGAUAACUUACCUUUUUUUUUUUUUUUUUUACCAACUAUUGUCUUAUGUUAAUGUUUUAUUCAAAUCCUUCCUCUCGGAAAAGAGGCACAUAUUAUCGUUCUGUGAUGUUUCUUACAUUGUUUCUAGUGUAUAUUGGACAAAACUUGCUUCAUAUAUUAUAUUUAUCGAAUGCAACCAAGCUACAACUUUCACCAAAUAAAUCAUUUCUCGUUCUGGCGAAAGUUUAAUAUCUGUGCUUUAAAACAUAAUCAAGCAGACUAUGCUCCACCUGUUAAUAAGUUUCUAUUGUUUACCUUCAACUUUUUCUUGAUUAAGAGGGCUGAAUAGUCUUGGCCAUUUUGGAUUGUUCAAAUAUCUAUUUUACCAUUUCAAUUUAUUUUUUGGCUAAAUAAUAAAGUUUACGGCCAAAAAAAAUAUACUUUAGUUACGCUUAUUUAUGUCUUAAUUUUACUGUAAUUGUUAAAGAGUUUGGUCAAUUUCAAAUAGAAAUUUAAUGUCAUGAAGGUUUUAAACUGCGCUGCUAUAAAAAAAGUUUGUUCUUUUCUUACCCUAACUGCUCUGCAAAUAUCGGGAAUUUAGAUUGAAGAUUUAUAAAUAAACAUUAUAAGCUUACAUUUUUGUACAUUAAUUCUACAAAGGAUGAUAUUAUUAAACAUGUGUCAUAUGUCCCUUUUAAACGUUGGAUUAUAGAAAAUAUCUAGAACGAUGAUUUUAAUGUUUAUAAUGAAGGUGAAAAAAGAGAAU
This is a messenger RNA of Magallana angulata, 2117 nucleotides long. RefSeq names its product potassium voltage-gated channel subfamily C member 3-like. Bases 6 to 1367 code for a protein of 453 amino acids. The record is from RefSeq and is a predicted model, not a curated record. Gene Ontology annotation, molecular function: protein binding; delayed rectifier potassium channel activity. Gene Ontology annotation, biological process: protein homooligomerization; potassium ion transmembrane transport. NCBI's taxonomy places the organism in Eukaryota, Metazoa, Mollusca, Bivalvia, Ostreida, Ostreidae. The transcript is spliced from 2 exons. Gene Ontology annotation, cellular component: membrane; voltage-gated potassium channel complex.